Pelmatolapia mariae (spotted tilapia) is the source of this 5867-nucleotide messenger RNA. Its product is annotated as protein NLRC3-like. The coding region runs from base 124 to 2850 and encodes 908 amino acids. Gene Ontology annotation, biological process: intracellular signal transduction. The transcript has 9 exons. Lineage: Eukaryota; Metazoa; Chordata; Actinopteri; Cichliformes; Cichlidae. The record is from RefSeq and is a predicted model, not a curated record. Gene Ontology annotation, molecular function: protein binding.
UCUGACCCCUCCCCAAACCCUCAAACCCUCCUACCCACCUCGACAUACAAACUCUGUGAGGCUUCACGUGUUCUGUUGAUGUUUAGCCUCGAGGCAGACUAACUCCACCCUGACAUCAAGAAGAUGGAGGAAGAGGAUGGAGCAGGAUCUGCAGCAUCCAGCUGUGUGUCUGUGAGGAGUGACCGGUCCAAAGGAGAACCUCGACAGUUCAGUAAUGAACCUGCAGCAACAAUAGCUUCUGCACAGUGUGGAGAAAGAUCCAGAAGCAGAGCUGGACUGCAGACAGCCAGUCAGAGCAGCUGUGUACAAACAGAUGUUGGUCUGCAGGAGGUUUUAGAUGAACAUAAGAUCAGUCUGAGGAGGAGAUGUGAACGUGUGACUGAAGGAAGUGAUGAAACAGGAAGUAGAACCCUCCUCAACACCAUCUACACUGAGCUCUACAUCACAGAGGGACAGAGUGAAGAGGUUCAUACCCAACAUGAGGUGAGGCAGCUGGAGACAGCUUCCAAGAUGGACGCCCUCCAUGACGCUCCAAUCAGGUGCCAGGACAUCUUUAAAGCCUUACCUGACCAACAGAGACCCAUCAGAGUGGUUCUGACCAACGGCGUGGCUGGUGUUGGAAAAACCUUCUCAGUGCAGAAGUUCACUCUGGACUGGGCAGAGGGCUUGGAGAACCAACAUGUCAGUGUGGUGGUUCUGCUUUCAUUCAGGGAGCUGAACCUGAUCAGAGAUGAGCAGUACAGUCUUCUGGAGCUGCUCCAUGUUUUCCAUCCAACAUUACAGAAGGUCACAGCAGAGAAGCUGGCUGUCUCUCAGCUUUUGUUCAUCUUUGACGGCCUGGAUGAAAGCAGACUUUCAUUGGAUUUCACCAACAGGAAGCUGCUGUCUGAUGUCACACAGAAGUCAUCAGUCAGCCAGCUGCUGACAAACCUCAUCCAGGGGAAUCUGCUUCCCUUGGCUCUCGUCUGGAUAACUUCCCGACCCGCAGCAGCCAAUCAGAUCCCUCCUACAUGUGUUGACAGGCUAACAGAAGUACGAGGCUUCACUGACGCCCAGAAGGAGGAGUACUUCAGGAGGAGAUUCAGUGAUGAAGAGCUGUCCAGCAGAAUCAUCUCCCGCAUGAAGACAUCCAGGAGCCUCCACAUCAUGUGUAGUAUCCCAGUCUUCUGCUGGAUCACUGCUACAGUUCUGGAGCACAUGUUGACUACAGAGCAGAGAGGAGAGCUGCCCAAGACCCUGACUGACAUGUACUCACACUUCCUGCUGGUUCAGACAAAGAGGAAGAAGAACAAGUACCAUGAGGGACAUGAGACGAGUCCACAGGAGCUGACGGAGGCUGACAGGGAAGUUCUUCUGAAGCUGGGGAGGCUGGCGUUUGAACAUCUGGAGAAAGGAAACAUCAUGUUCUACCAAGAAGACCUGGAGCAGUGUGGUCUGGAUGUGACAGAGGCCUCGGUGUACUCAGGAGUUUGUACAGAGAUCUUCAAAAGAGAGUGUGUGAUCUUCCAGGAACCAGUCUACUGCUUUGUUCAUCUGAGCAUUCAGGAGUUUCUGGCUGCAGUCUACAUGUUCCACUGUCACACCAACAGGAAGACAAAGGUGCUGAAGAACUUCCUUAAACCAAAAUCUUUAAUUAAGAUGAUUUCCAGUCUUUUUGAUAACAAAGAUCUCCAAUCACUUGAUGUAUUUCUGAGGAGAGCCAUGGAGAAAUCCCUCCAGAGUAAAAAUGUCCACCUGGACCUGUUUGUUCGCUUCCUUCAUGGCCUCUGUCUGGAGUCCAACCAGAGACUCUUAGUAGGUCUGCUGGGUCAGACAGAGACCAGUCCAGAAACCAUCCAGAGAGUCAUCAACAACCUGAAGAAGAUGAACAGUGAUAAAAUCUCUCCUGACAGAAGCAUCAACAUCUUCCACUGUCUGAUGGAGAUGAACCACCUCUCAUUAUUUCAGGAGAUCCAAGAGUUCCUGAAGUCAGAGAACAGAUCAGAGAAGGAACUCUCUGAGAUCCAGUGCUCAGCUCUGGCCUUCAUGCUGCAGAUGUCAGAGGAGGUUCUUGAUGAGUUUAACCUGCUUAAGUACAAAACAUCAGAGCGGGGACGACUGAGACUGAUUCCAGCUGUGAGGAACUGCAGAAAGGCUCGAUUGAGCGACUGUGAUUUGUCAAAGUUCAGCUGUGAUUAUCUGGCAGCAGCACUGAAGUCCAACCCCUCCCAUCUGAGAGAGCUGGACCUGAGCUCCAACAACAAGCUGCAGGAUUCAGGAGUGAAGCAUCUGUGUGGUUUCCUGGAGAGUCCAGGAUGUAAACUUGAAGCUCUGAGAUUGUGGGACUGUGGUUUGUCAGAGAUCAGCUGUGAUUAUCUGGCAGCAGCACUGAACUCCAACCCCUCCCAUCUGAGACAGCUGGACCUGAGCUACAAAAACUUCCUGCAGGAUUCAGGAGUGAUGCAUCUGUGUGGUUUCCUGGGGAAUCCAGGAUGUGGACUUGAAACUCUGGGAUUGAGGUACUGUGGUUUGUCAGAGAUCAGCUGUGAUUAUCUGGCAGUAACGCUGAACUCCAUCCCCUCCCAUCUGAGAGAGCUGGACCUGAGCUACAACAACCUGCAGGAUUCAGGAGUGAUGUGUCUGUGUGGUAUCCUGGAGAUUCCAGGAUGUGGACUUGAAACUCUGAGAUUGGGGGGCUGUGGUUUGUCAGAGAUCAGCUGUGAUUAUCUGGCAGCAGCACUGAACUCCAACCCCUCCCAUCUGAGAGAGCUGGACCUGUGGGGAAACAACCUGAAGGAUCCAGAUGUGAAGCAGCUGUCUGAUCUUCAGCAGAGUCCAGACUACAGACUGGAGACUCUGGAGUGGAGGUGAUGAUGGUAAACAGGACGGUGUGUGUGCUGAGAGAGGAGGAGCUGUGUCCUGAUGAUCCAGAGAGGUUGAAGCAGCAGCAGCUUGUGUGUAGAGACGCUCUGACUCGGCCAUGUUACUGGGAGGUGGAGAGGAGAGCUUCAUCCAGCAGUGACUGACAGAGGAAUGAAGUGCAGAUGACUGUCAGUGCUGCAGAGUGAACUGCUCUGAGAACAGCUCCACUGUCAGACACAAUGUAGAGUCCAGCAUCAUCCCUGUGUGUCCCUCUGGAUCUGACAGAGGAUCAUCAGUGUAUCUGGACUGCUCUGCUGCUGCUCUGUCCUUCUACAGUCUCUGCACAGUCUCUGUCUGACUCUGGCUUCAGACCCUCCUGGAUCAAACUCACCUGGAAAGACUUUCAAACAUCACUCAAUAGAUUUGAAUACAGAAUAGAUUUGAUAUAUACUGUAGAUGUACUGUAGAGUUGCAGUUUGUCACUUGUAAAUACAGUCUGUGAGCAGCUAUGAGCUGAAAGAUCUUUCUAGAAACACCAAAUGUUUUCACUCUUCUGUUGCUUUUUCAUAUAUUUCCACAACAUUAAUAUUGAUCCCACCUGUCUCACCUGUUUCAUGCUUUUAUACAUAAUAACAGGACACGUGUGAUCUGAGCGCUGCUGUGGUUGCUGUGCUGCACGUCUUCAUUUAGAUAACAGAGACAUCUAGUGGUUCAGAGGGAGAACUGCAGGAGGUGGAGCUGUGUUUUAGCAUGGAAAACUUUUUAUCUUUUAGGCGCAGAUACAAAUAUGACAAGUAUCAGUGUGAGAUACAAAAGGUCACAUCAGUCAGCAGAGGGAACAGUGAUCACACAGCAAUGUAAGAAUAGAAACAUAACAGUGAAUCUGGACAUGUGUACAGAUGGAAGCAAACAAACAGGAUGUAACACUACAUUAAAGCCACAAAUGGGAAGAAAACAAAGCCAAAGGAAAAUAUAUUUGAUCUCAGGAAUCCAAAUCAGAUGCUUUAGAGCAGGGGUCGGCAACCCUGGGCACGCGUGUCACAGCUGGCAAGCGAAGGGUUAACUGAUGGCACGACCAUAGCUGGACUGGCCAUCGAGCAUACUGAUGGUGAUUUUUAGUUUUUAUAGGCUGAUGAUGUUUUUUGUAACGGUAUAAACAGUGGAAGGUGGUGGAUUGGCCGGAUGCUGGUCGAUGUGUAAAAAUAAGUCAGUUGUUUGUUGGUGGCUAUGGCGGAGCUUCCACAGAGGCAGCAGGUGGAUGAGGGAAAGUGGAGGCAGGAGGGAAAAGGGUCUGGCUGCAGCCACUGGGGAGCGCCAUAUUGGGACCUCCACAGUAGCCGGAAACAUGUGACCUCCACAGUAGGCAGAGAUACGUUCCUGCAUGGAUCAUCGACUUUUUUUUUUUUUUAAAGAACUUUAUUUAACAAACAAUGAGUAUACAACAUACGAACAGAUGAAGUAUACAAAAGAACAGAACAUGAACACACAAAACCAGGGGUAAAAAGAAAAAAGUAAUAAUUAUAUGAAUACUCACAAAAAUUCACAGAUAUAUAUUGUUUUGAGAGCCUUUUUGUUGGUGGAGCUGAUAUCGAUUGUAUGUACAAUUCCACAUCCUUAAAAAAAUGACAGAAAUAUGGUGUUUUAUUAGUAAACUUACAUUUAUGGAUAAAACAUUUAGCUAAAAGUAUUAACAAAUGUAUUAUAAAACCAUUUAUCAUUCUUCUUGGGGAACUUAAAGAAACAGAGUAAAACAUUUUCCCAUCGUAAAGAAAACUCUCUUAAAAUCUUGACAAUAACAAAACUGCUAAAUUCCUUCCAGAAUCUCUGUGUAGAAGCACAGAACCAAAAAAGAUGAGUCACAGUUUCUGGAUGAUCCCCACAGAAAGUGCAAUUAGUAUUUAUGUCUCUGAAAUUUUACCAUGUAGUGACUGGCUGGAUAACAUUUAUGUAGAAUUUUAAAUGAUGCUUCCUUCACCUUAUUUACAAUCAAAUAUUUAUGGGGGAUCAUCCAGACUGUCUUCCACUUGAUAUCUGGAACAUAUCGGUUACAGUAAGAUAUUAUAUAAGGGAGAGAGACGAUAUCUUCUUGGAAUAAACUACGUAUUCUCUUAUUGCUGUUACCAAGUUCCUGUGAAAAGCAGAUUUUUCCUACUGCUGACUCAGCUGGAUCAGGGAGAGUGACUGAGGUAGAUAUCAAGCUGUCAGUGUUUUUAUAUAACAUUAAAGUCCCUGAGGGUAUGGCACCAAGCACCACUGAGAAUUCCUGAACACUGAUUGGAAAAUUAUAUAGUGCAAAAAAGUCGUUGUAAGUAAGUAGUUGUCCCUCUUUAUUAACCAGCUGAGCCACCAAUAGGAUCCCAUUUUGGACCCAAGUUUCCAGGAAAAGUGAUUUAUUUUUAAAUAAAAUAUCUCUGUUGUUCCAGAUGAGGUAUUUGUGUGGUGAGACGUUGUGUUUAUAAAUGAGGGUCCACACUAAGAGGACUUGCUUAUGGAAGGAUGAAGGUUUUACAGGGAGUUUCUCAACAUUGUAAUUACAAUUUAAAAUAAAAUUAAAGCCAUGCAUGGAUCAUCGACUGUGGAAACCUUGCAAGUGGAUCGUAAAGGUUGGGACAGAGUCUUUCGUGUCUAAAUUUGACGUUAAUAAUUAUAUAAUUGUAGGAAUCAUCUAGUUUGCUUACACUGAUUACGUUGGCACUUUGUUAGCGCUACAGCAGGUCCGACCCUCGAGGUAUCUAAACUUUAGUAAGAAUGUGCACUUUUGACACCUCUGGUUAGCAUUUAGUGGUCAGUUUCAAACGUAUUUGAUUUUUGCUUGUUAUGAACAAAUUCACUUCACUACUUUUCACGAUCUGUAACAUCAAUGCACAUUGUUCCAUUUACUGCAUAUUGCACUUUAUUCAUGUCUCUCAUUCCACCUGCAAAAACAUUAUAAAGGUCGUCACAGAGUUUUAUAUAUGUAUAAAUACUAAUAUUCUCUAUUCCAUUGUUUUAUUGCCCAGAUCUUAGUUAGCCUUUGUUCAAUUGUC